AUGGCGGCCAUGGCGAUGGCGAUGGCCGGGUUGAUGAACGGAGAGAGAGCAGUGGUGCUUCUGUUCAUCGGUCGUGUCCUCUUCUCGCUCCCUCUCUCUCUCCUCUUCCACGGCGUCGCCCUCUCUCUCCUCGCUCUCUCCGCUCUCUCCCUCGACAUCCUCGCCGACUCUUCCACUUCCCUCGCCCAAUUCAACACCAGGCCUGGUGCUUCGUCGGGCAUACUGUUAGGGGCCGUCACGUUGCCCACUGUUGUGAUCUCCAAAAUGAUACAGCUCUCACGGGCGUUCCCCUUGGACCAAGUUGGCAUUGAAGAACUUGAAUCUUUGACGUUGCAAUACUGGGCUGCUUCUGCCAGCUGUCUGAGUGUGCUUAUCUUCCUCUGCAUAACUCUGUGGCGGGCACCUGAGAAUAUGCCUCCUCCACCUGCACAUAAUGUUUGGCAUGCAAAAUUUAGCUUAAGUUGCAUAAUAUUACACACAGCAGUGAGCUUUGUGACUUUUGGUACAGUAUCUCUUACUAGCUUUGAGACUGCAUUGAAGUUAUUGUGGAUGCUUUGUCACGGAUUGGCAGCUGUAAAAUUAAUUCAGCAUGUUAUUAAAACUUUCCCAUCUUGUGCUUCCAUUGGGGAAUCAUGUCUGGUGACUUCAGGUCUUGUUCUCUAUUUUGGUGACAUGUUGGCAUAUACCAUUGAAAAGGUGUCUGGGUUUACUAUGAAAUCAGAGGUGGUACGAUAUGGAAGUAAAAGAAGUGAGAUAAGUAUUAUUAUACAGGGAUUGCUGCUUGGCCUUCUUCUUUUUCCAAUGGUCUUUAAAUUUGUUCUUCGAAUAUGGGAAUCCACAUUCAGUAUAGCCCGUUCUGAAGUUAGGACAAACAACGAGAUUUGGAGAUCUCUUAUCUUCUUUUCUGCCCUUGGAUUUAUCAUGAUUGUGAUCAUUCCGUCAUGGAUGCAGUUGGUUCAGGAUUUUCAUAUGCAUCCGUUGCUAUGGGUACUUUCAUUUAUUUUUUCGGAACCACUUAAGAGACUAUCUUUGUGUGUCUACUGGAUGUGCGUGAUAUAUGUGUCUGUUCUAAGGUUCUACAACAUUUCAAAGAAUAGCAAGAUUGAGAGGAUUCUACUACGAAAAUACUACCAUCUGAUGGCUGUGUCAAUGUUUCUGCCUGCUCUUAUCUUCCAGCCAGAGUUUCUUGAUCUAUCAUUCGGUGCAGCUUUGGCAGUUUUCUUGGCAUUGGAAAUUAUUCGAGUAUGGAGAAUUUGGCCAUUGGGACAAUCCAUACAUAAAUUUAUGAAUGCUUUCACUGAUCAUCGUGACUCAGAUCUUCUUAUUGUCAGCCACUUUUCACUCUUAUUGGGAUGUGCUCUUCCUAUUUGGAUGUCUUCUGGGUACAAUGAUCGACCCCUUGCCCCCUUUUCUGGAAUUUUAAGCCUCGGAAUUGGAGAUACAAUGGCAUCAGUUGUUGGGCACAAGUAUGGUGUUCUCAGGUGGAGCAAAACUGGCAAGAAAACAAUUGAAGGGACUGCAGCUGGUAUAACAUCUGUCUUAGCUGCUUGCUCAGUUCUGCUUCCCCUUCUAGCAUCAACCGGAUAUAUUCUUACAGAGCAUUGGGGCUCUCUUCUCGUAGCCGUGACUGUGAGUGGUUUGUUGGAGGCUUACACGGCACAACUUGAUAAUGCUUUCAUACCACUUAUAUUCUACAGCCUUCUGUGUCUGUGA
Molecule: messenger RNA, 1713 nt
Organism: Prunus armeniaca (apricot)
Lineage: Eukaryota; Viridiplantae; Streptophyta; Magnoliopsida; Rosales; Rosaceae
Source: the annotation of a GenBank genome assembly